Molecule: messenger RNA, 441 nt
Organism: Aaosphaeria arxii CBS 175.79
Lineage: Eukaryota; Fungi; Ascomycota; Dothideomycetes; Pleosporales
Exons: 1
Coding region: 1-441 (146 amino acids)
Source: RefSeq, a predicted model, not a curated record
AUGCAUUUCUCGCAGCUAUUGGCAUUUGCUGGUCUUUGCGCCACCCUCACGGGUGCAGCACCCGCCAGCCCAAAGCGUGACUCCACAGAAGUGGACAGGGCUUUUGGCAAUUGGUUGGCAAAGGAAAACAAGAACUCUGAGGUGGACAGGGCCUUCGGGAAUUGGCUGGCAAAAACAGACAAGCGUGCUGAGAUCGACGAGUCCUUCAACAACUGGAAGGGUGGAUGGAAGAAGCGCGACACUGAGGUGGAUAACGCAUUCAGCAACUGGUUGUACAGAGGGGAGAGUGCUGAGGUGGAUAGGGCUUUCGGCAAUUGGUUGGCAAAAGAGAACAAGAACGCCGAGGUGGAUGAGGCGUUCAACAACUGGUUGGCGGCAGAGAAGAAGCGUGCUGAGAUUGACGAAUCGUUCAACAACUGGAAAUCAGGAGGAAAGAACUAA